AUGCUCACAAAAGGAAAAAAACUACAUUUUGUCCCCAUGGGAUUGUUUUGUUCUUAUUUGUGUGUUUAUAUUUUCUGUGAGUGCUUAAGAAUAUUUAAAUUGAUCCAUUGUGGGGUUUUAUUUUUGGUGCUAAAAGUGUCAAGUGGUCUGCGGGGGGAGGAACUAAAUGUCACUUUUCUCUCAUGCUCAUGCAUUUGUGGGCGGCGGCUUAGACAAGGUGAGGAGUGGCAAUUAAAGCCAAAAUUGGAACAACACACACGUAUAGAUCAGUAUGUAGAGAAGUAUGAGUACCUACAAUAUGUGGAGAAGUACAAGUACCUACAGUAUGUAGAGAAGUAUGAGUACCUACAAUAUGUGGAGAAGUACAAGUACCUACAGUAUGUAGAGAAGUACAAGUACCUACAGUAUGUAGAGAAGUACAAGUACCUACAGUAUGUAGAGAAGUACAAGUACCUACAGUAUGUAGAGAAGUACGAGUACCUACAAUAUGUGGAGAAGUACAAGUACCUACAGUAUGUAGAGAAGUACAAGUACCUACAGUAUGUAGAGAAGUACAAGUACCUACAGUAUGUAGAGAAGUACAAGUACCUACAGUAUGUAGAGAAGUACGAGUACCUACAAUAUGUGGAGAAGUACAAGUACCUACAGUAUGUAGAGAAGUACAAGUACCUACAGUAUGUAGAGAAGUACAAGUACCUACAGUAUGUAGAGAAGUACAAGUACCUACAGUAUGUAGAGAAGUAUGAGUACCUACAGUAUGUAGAGAAGUAUGAGUACCUACAAUAUGUAGAGAAGUAUGAGUACCUACAAUAUGUGGAGAAGUACAAGUACCUACAGUAUGUAGAGAAGUACAAGUACCUACAGUAUGUAGAGAAGUACAAGUACCUACAGUAUGUAGAGAAGUACAAGUACCUACAGUAUGUAGAGAAGUAUGAGUACCUACAGUAUGUAGAGAAGUAUGAGUACCUACAAUAUGUAGAGAAGUAUGAGUACCUACAAUAUGUGGAGAAGUACAAGUACCUACAGUAUGUAGAGAAGUACAAGUACCUACAGUAUGUAGAGAAGUACAAGUACCUACAGUAUGUAGAGAAGUAUGAGUACCUACAGUAUGUAGAGAAGUAUGAGUACCUACAGUAUGUAGAGAAGUACAAGUACCUACAAUAUGUAGAGAAGUAUGAGUACCUACAGUAUGUGGAGAAGUACAAGUACCUACAGUAUGUAGAGAAGUACAAGUACCUACAGUAUGUAGAGAAGUAUGAGUACCUACAGUUUGUGUACAAGUACUUGUACAUACAUUGCGUACAAGUGGCCAAAGGAACACCAUGACACAUCAAUAGAAGGAUUCCAUUGUUAAAAGUAGUUAGUAUUUAUGAUGGCUGGCGUGUAAAUAGUUCAAAUGUACAUGUCUCACCUUCAUGUCUCACCUUCAUGUCUCACCUUCAUGUCUCACCUUCAUGUCUCACCUUCAUGUCUCACCUUCAUGUCUCACCUUCAUGUCUCACCUUCAUUUCAAAGAAUUCAUGUAUCAUAAAAAGGUUUUUUCUGAUGUAUAUUACAAAACUGCUUAAUAAACACAUAUUUGCUUUACUGCUGGGAAACUAGCUACUUGUGUCUGCUCUA
Entelurus aequoreus (snake pipefish) is the source of this 1620-nucleotide messenger RNA. Its product is annotated as RING finger protein PFE0100w-like. The transcript is spliced from 2 exons. NCBI's taxonomy places the organism in Eukaryota, Metazoa, Chordata, Actinopteri, Syngnathiformes, Syngnathidae. Bases 1 to 1326 code for a protein of 441 amino acids. The record is from RefSeq and is a predicted model, not a curated record.